GGCUAUAAAAUGGAAAUCAUGCUGACUUUGCUAACUCUGUGGUGGUGCUUCUCAACGGCAGUGGCAGACUCGAAAGCUGUGACCAUGUCUCUUACAACUAAGUGGUCAUCUACUCCUUUGUUACUGGAAGCCAGUGAAUUCUUGGCAGAAGAGGGAGAAGAGAAGUUCUGGCAUUUUGUGGAAGAUAAUCAGUUGAUUCGACAUCAAGAUCAUGGAGGUGAUGAUUUCUCCUAUUAUCAUCUCAUAAUGAAAAGAGCCAGUCAAUAUCUGUCUGAUCUGCAGCAGAACCUUCUGAAGUUUGCACUGUCGUUACGUACUUACUCAUCUACAGUACAGACAUUUCAACAGAUUGCUGCUAGUGAACCACCACCAGAGGGCUGCAAGGCUUUCUACACUGUGCAUGGAAAGAAGAGCUGUAGCUCUGGAAGUCUUGAAAAUCUUCUUAAAACAGCAGCAGAAAGGUCCAACCCUUAUUUAUUUAAAGGGGAUCACAGGUACCCUGUAUUGAACAAGGACACCCCCACUGUGAUUCUGUAUGCAGAAAUGGGCACAGAGGAGUUUGCUCAUUUUCAUCAGCUGUUCUCUUCUAAAGCAAAUAAUGGACUUAUCAGUUAUGUUUUCCGACACUACAUUUCUAAUCCCAGUAAAAACAAAGUGUACCUUUCAGGCUACGGUGUUGAACUUGCCAUCAAAAGCACAGAAUAUAAAGCAAAGGAUGAUACACAAGUGAAAAGUACUGAUACCAACACAACAGUAUUAGAUGAGAAAGACUCUGUGGAUGAAGUACAAGGAUUUCUUUUUGGAAAGUUGAGAAAUUCAUACCCACAACUGCAGGAGCAGUUGAAAGAACUGAGGAAACAUCUUGUGGAGAGCACAAAUGAAAUGGCACCACUGAAAGUGUGGCAGUUACAAGAUCUGAGUUUCCAGACAGCAGCUCGUAUUCUAGCUGCACCUACAGCAGAUGCCUUAAUGGUGAUGAAAGAUCUCAGCCAAAAUUUUCCUACCAAAGCUAGGUCUUUAACUAGAACUGUGGUAAACUAUGCCUUAAAGCUUGAAAUAGAAGAAAAUCAAAAGUAUUUCAAGGGGACUUUAGGACUGCAGCCUGGUGACUCUGCCCUUUUUAUUAAUGGGUUACAUAUUGACCUAGAUGUGCAAGAUAUCUUCAGUGUGCUAGAUGUUUUGAGGAAUGAAGCACGUAUUAUGGAUGGGUUGCAUCGCUUAGGAAUUGAAGGGGCUCAUCUUCACAACAUUCUGAAGUUAAAUGUACAGCCUUCAGAAACAGAGUACGCUGUGGAUAUCAGGAGUUCAGCCAUAAGGGUCCUCAUAUUUGACCCAGCUGACAAAAGCACUGCAGACCUGUUGACUACGGCUGAAAUGUUUUAUAAUAAUCAAAUUCCACUUAGGAUUGGCUUGGUAUUUGUGGUGAAUGACUCGGAAGAUGCUGAUGGUUUAAAAGAUCCAGGUGUGGCUCUUUUCCGGGCAUUUAAUUAUGUUUCUCAAGACGUGGACAGCCAGUAUGCCUUCCAGACAUUACUGUUGAUAUAUAACGAGGUGACAGGAGAUGAGACACUAAAAGUCAAACAUGUAAUUAGUGUUUUGGAAAAGAAAUAUCCGUAUGUGGAUGUGAGUAGUAUCCUGGGACCUGAUUCUGCUUAUGACAAGAAUAGGAAGGAAGGGAAAGAUUACUGUUUACAGACUGGUUUAGGCCAUGUACCCAUUGUUCUGUUUAAUGGAAUACCUUACCAGAAGGAUCAGCUGGACCCUGAUGAACUUGAGACGGUAACAAUGCACAAGAUCUUGGAUAGUACAGCCUUCUUCCAGAAAGCAGUCUAUAUGGGAGAUUUGAAUAAUGAUCAGGAUGUUGUUGACUUUGUCAUGAACCAGCCAAAUGUUAUCCCCCGCCUCAACUCCAGGAUUUUGAGUUCAGAGCGACGAUACUUGGAAAUGGCAUUGACAAGCAACAAAUUUAUAGACGAUUAUGCAAGAUUUAUUUUCUUGGACACCAGAGAGAAAGCUGUUGCAGUGUCCAACAGUAUGAAUUAUUUGACUAAAAAAGAUGAAUCCUUUGUCAGACCAGUGACAUUCUGGAUCGUGGGAGAUUUUGAUAAACCGUCUGGAAGGCAACUGUUGUAUAAUGCUGUCAAGCAUCUUAAAACCAGUAACAAUGUUAGAAUUGGUAUGAUUAAUAAUCCAAGUGAAGACCCAUCCAAAGAAAAUACACAUAUAGCUAGAGCGAUCUGGGCAGCUUUACAGACCCAAAACUCCAACAAUGCUAAGAACUUUAUCACCAAAUUGGCCAAGGAAGAGACAGCACAGGCUUUAGAAACUGGAGCUGAUAUAGAGGAGUUUGCUGUUGGCGGAAUGGAUGUAGACAAUUUCAAAGACAUGUUUGAGUCUUCCAAAGCUGAUUUUGUCCUCUCUCAUGCCCUAUUCUGCAAAGAAGUUCUCAAACUGAAGAAAGGACAGAGAGCAGUCAUCAGUAAUGGACAAAUCGUUGGACCACUAGAAGACACAGAAAUCUUUAAUCAGGGAGAUUUUCACUUAUUAGAGGAAAUUGCAAUGAGAACAUCAGCAAUGAAGAUCAAAGAAAAGAUCCAGCAGCUAGGAGUUGAAGAAGACCAUGCCAGUGACCUUGUAAUGAAAGUAGAUGCCCUUCUGUCUGCACAGCCUAAAGGAGAGUCUCGAACAGAGUACCAGUUCCUUGAAGACAGACAUAGUGCCAUUAAACUAAGACCAAAAGAAGGCCAAGCAUAUUUCGAUGUGGUGGCCAUUGUUGACCCAGUUACUCGAGAUGCUCAAAGACUUGCUCCAUUUCUUUUGGUUCUGAAUCAGCUAAUAAACAUGAACUUAAGGGUCUUUAUGAACUGCCAACCAAAACUAUCAGAAAUGCCACUGAAAAGUUUCUAUCGCUAUGUGUUGGAGCCUGAGAUCGCUUUCUUGGUGGAUAAUAGGUUCGCUCCUGGUCCGCUAGCAAAGUUCAUGGAUAUGCCGCAGUCACCAUUGUUUACGCUGAAUGUGAUCACCCCUGAGAGCUGGAUGAUCGAAUCUGUUAAUACAGCAUAUGACCUUGACAACAUUUACCUUGAAGAGGUGGAGAGUGUAGUAGCCGGAGAGUAUGAACUAGAAUAUUUGAUACUUGAAGGGCAUUGUUAUGAUGUCACAACAGGACAGCCUCCUCGAGGACUACAGUUUACCCUUGGGACAACAAUGAACCCUGUUAUUGUAGAUACUAUAGUAAUGGCAAAUCUGGGCUACUUCCAGCUGAAAGCCAACCCUGGUGCAUGGGUACUCAGACUCCGGAAAGGAAGAUCAGAAGAUAUUUAUAGAAUUUAUGGCCACGAUGGUACAGAUUCUCCUCCUGACUCUGACGAAGUAAUAGUGGUCCUCAACAGCUUUAAAACUAAAAUUAUUAAAGUGAAGGUUCAGAAAAAGCCUGGCAAAUUAAAUGAAGAGCUCCUCAGUGAUGAAAAUGGUGAACCUGACUCUGGUUUCUGGGAAUCCAUUAGACGAGGAUUCACAGGGACGCCAGCAACUGAAGACAUAAAAGCUGAUAAGGAAGAUGUGAUAAAUAUUUUUUCAGUGGCAUCGGGACAUUUGUAUGAACGAUUUCUCAGAAUUAUGAUGCUUUCAGUGUUGAAACAAACACAAACACCCGUGAAGUUCUGGUUUCUGAAGAACUACCUCUCGCCUACAUUUAAGGAAUUUAUUCCAUACAUGGCUGAGAAGUAUGGGUUCCAGUAUGAGCUGGUUCAGUAUAAAUGGCCACGUUGGUUACACCAGCAGACAGAAAAACAGCGCAUCAUCUGGGGUUACAAGAUACUUUUCUUGGAUGUACUGUUUCCAUUGGCAGUUGACAGAAUCCUCUUUGUAGAUGCAGAUCAGAUUGUUCGCACUGAUCUUAAAGAGCUACGAGAUUUUGACCUAGAGGGAGCACCUUAUGGAUACACUCCAUUUUGUGAUAGUCGCCGCGAGAUGGAUGGUUACCGAUUUUGGAAGUCAGGCUACUGGGCUAGUCAUCUCGGUGGAAGAAAAUAUCACAUCAGUGCAUUAUAUGUUGUGGACCUGAAGAAGUUCAGAAAGAUUGCUGCCGGAGACAGACUUAGAGGGCAGUAUCAAGGUCUCAGUCAAGACCCCAACAGCCUUUCAAACCUUGACCAGGAUUUGCCCAACAAUAUGAUUCAUCAGGUACCCAUAAAAUCAUUACCCCAGGAAUGGCUUUGGUGCGAAACAUGGUGUGAUGAGGCAUCUAAAAAGAAGGCCAAAACUAUAGAUCUGUGUAAUAAUCCAAUGACCAAGGAGCCUAAACUAAAAGCAGCAGUACGAAUUGUCCAGGAAUGGCAAGAUUAUGAUCAAGAAAUUAAGCAGUUGUAUAACAAGUUUAUGGAAGAAAAGGAAAAUGGGAGCAUCCACAUAGGUCAUACGAUAACCUCACAAGGUAGAACAGAUCACACCUCACAUAUUGAAUUGUGACCACUGGAAGAGGAAUAUUAUCUCGGACUCUGUUUCAAGAGUUUACCUUUUUUAAGAUGUCCGUUUUUUUCUGAAUGUAAGCCAUGUACAACUGGCUGAAAUCUAAUGCAGCAUUCUGCAUUUUAAAACUGUUUUCUAUAAUGACUGGGUGAUUUUCAAAAGGGAUUCAUUAUUAGAUGGAUUUUUUCAAUGCUUGCACUUCAAAGAAAAAGAAAUUUUGAAUCUGAAAUGAAUAUGAUGCCUACAAUAUUGGUUCUAGAGAUGAUUUCAUUUUGUGACACCUUAUGUACUUUAGGUCAGUAUUUACUGAGCCUUUUGAUAUCAACUGUUAAAAAACAGGGACAGAUAGUUUAUUUUUGAGUGGCUGUAAAAUAGAAAUAAACAGUAUGAAAGCA
Messenger RNA from Protopterus annectens (West African lungfish), 4865 nucleotides. RefSeq names its product UDP-glucose glycoprotein glucosyltransferase 1 (gene UGGT1). Lineage: Eukaryota; Metazoa; Chordata; Ceratodontiformes; Protopteridae. The record is from RefSeq and is a predicted model, not a curated record. Gene Ontology annotation, molecular function: UDP-glucose:glycoprotein glucosyltransferase activity. Gene Ontology annotation, cellular component: endoplasmic reticulum.